AUGAACCUUCGACAACUAGUAGCCCGCAUUCAGGGGACCGCCACCCCCGUAACGGAAGCGUCGGUCCGGGCCGUCCUCGUCAAGGUAACGCCGGCCCCGACGACACUCUCCGAGCGCCGGGCCGUCCUGGGCGUCCUGAAGAAGUACGCCGAGAUUGACGUCUUCAAGAAGCUCCACGACCCCUCCCACUUCGUCUCCAUCACCUCCCAACCCCGCAUGGCCGACACCCUCAUCGCAAAGAGCCCGCUCGAGUUCGACUUGGCCGCCCGCCCCAACCGCACUCUCCCAACCCCGCUCAACUCCAUCGCCCGGCCCGACGCCAGCCCCCACAAGACCUUCCGCGUCAAAAUCACCGAACACUCCCACUACCCGCACAAGACGCGCAUCCGCGAGAACCCAACCUACGGCCGGUGGCUGGAACACCUCCAGCGGCUGCAGAUCAUUGAGCAGACUCGGGAGAGGAGGAGCAAGGCGCCGGAUCCGGCUCAGGACCAGGGCCAAGAUGAUGACGACGCAGACCUCGGCGCGCUCCUCCACGACCACUCCCUCCCGCGCGCCGCGCUGCGAGCGAUUGUGCCACAGGGUAUGGCGCAGGAAGGGCUGGCCGACUGGGAGAGUGCGAUGCAGCUGAGUGAGGGCGCUGAGCCGGCGACUUGGUUGAGGGUGCAGAGGGACUUUUACGGGGCGCGGCAGACUAAGAGGGCAAGGAACGCUGUUGUGUUUGAGAGUUUGGUUGAGGGGUAUGAGAGGGGGCAAAUGAGGGGCGGGCGGGAGGGAGAGGAUGAGAGGGGAUUAGGGGACUGA
Dichotomopilus funicola is the source of this 804-nucleotide messenger RNA. RefSeq lists its product as uncharacterized. The coding region runs from base 1 to 804 and encodes 267 amino acids. The record is from RefSeq and is a predicted model, not a curated record. The transcript has 2 exons. NCBI's taxonomy places the organism in Eukaryota, Fungi, Ascomycota, Sordariomycetes, Sordariales, Chaetomiaceae.